CUUCCGUUCCUUUAUGUACGAUUUAUUUACAUAAUUUAUAGUUGAAUAAACUACUGUUGCCUAUAUGUCGGUCUUCAUGUGAUUUUCUCACAGAGUUUCUUACCAACAAAAUGAUCAAACAAGUGUUCAAAUCAUUGCCAGACAAUAAACCAAUAUCGGGAUUAUGUAUUGUCGAAGACUUAUCAAAAUGUCCCGCAGGAUACACUCCGAUAUCAAAAACACAUGAUCAAGAUUCAGAUGCUGACUUACAUUCCCUGACAUGGAAAGAGUCUGUGUUUAUGGGAAAAAAAAUUGGAAGAUAUUUAUGUUUGUCUAAAACAGAAGGAAUCUCAGAUUAUAUUGUAGUAAAUAUAGAUAUAAUAAAUGAAAAAGAUGGCCCUCCAGAUGGUUAUUGUUUAAUAUCCAAAACUAUUGACAGUGAUCAAAAAGCCUGGAGAAAACGUCAACUGUGUUAUAAAUUAACUAGGAAAAGUCAAGCUCCAUAUGCAAUAACUGAUAUUAUAUUAUUGAGCCGAUCAAAAAAAGCUCCUAGUGGUUUUAAUUUAGUUGGGGAUUUAAAUGGUUUAACACUUUGUUAUAAAACCAGCGCUCAAUCUCCAGCUAAUGGGCCUAUACCACCAUUAACAUAUAGCAUAGCACCAACACCACCAUUGCCUACAGACAAUUUUCCAAACUGUAAUGGACUUAAAGGUUCACUUCCUAGUUUAGAUUCAAGUACUAAUGCAUUGUGCCAUGAUUAUGAUCGACUUGUAUCAUUAAAACCAACUCGUCCAGCUCCAAAAUUACCUCCAUCGUAUUCAACUUCUAACUAUUCUACUAUAAAUUCUUAUCAAAGUUUAGAAGGUAUUCCAUUCAUAUUAAAUCAAAAUAUUGUAAUGGAAAAUAAGUCAAUAUUAAAGGAUAUACCAGAAAUUAAAAAAAAAACCCUUGAAGACCUUGAUUUAGAGUAUAACUACAGUUUUGAACAAGAACGUCAAGUGUGAUUUUUAAUUAUUAUACAAAUUGUAAGUCUGUAUCUUCAAUUAAUAUACCUCAAAAAUACAUCAUUGUAUGUUA
Molecule: messenger RNA, 1056 nt
Organism: Sipha flava (yellow sugarcane aphid)
Lineage: Eukaryota; Metazoa; Arthropoda; Insecta; Hemiptera; Aphididae
Gene: Mvb12
Product: multivesicular body subunit 12B
Exons: 8
Coding region: 111-983 (290 amino acids)
Biological process (GO): viral budding; regulation of epidermal growth factor receptor signaling pathway; virus maturation
Cellular component (GO): late endosome; ESCRT I complex
Source: RefSeq, a predicted model, not a curated record